GUUACUGCCUAAUGGCAAGUAGUUCGUUCAAUAAGACGAGACACAGGCGCAGACUGGCUGCGAUCUCGUUUCUAUCGAAUAUUUCAUUAGAUGGCACACAUCGGGAUACUAAAUUUGCAACAAUUGGCAUCUGUGGCACAGGUGCAAGCCAUAACGCAACGUCGGCAAGAUUACGUACGGCAACAGGAGCAGCAGCAGGAGUUGGUGCCGGAGGAGUUGGAUGUAAAACAAACGAACGCAAUUAUCUCAGCGAAAGAGACGAAAAUAUUCUAUACAUUUCAAGUGGAUCGGGUGGCAGUUACGGCACAGAAGAAGACGAAAUAUCCGGCAGUGAAAAUAAACGAAGAGUGGUGGCAGGUGGAACUGCAGAAGGCAAAAUUACAAAUGACAGCGAAGGCAGCAUUUACAAUUCUGUGGGAGUGGAACUAUUUGGUCCCCAGUACAAUAAUGGUCCCACAAAUGGCAUUAACAACAACAGUGGUUCAACGGGACAGCAGCAGCAACAAAACUUCUAUGGCAAACCAUUCUAUCAUCAACAACAUUCUCAGCAGCAUCAACAACGCAAUGGCAGCAUCAGCAGCGGCUUGGGAGCCGCUAAGGCCCAAGCCAUACUUGCCGCCACUCUCGAAGAAAAUCACAUGGACACUGGAUCUGGUGUUGGUGGUGGUAGCGGCGGCAGCCUGGUUGGCAGCGAUGAUGCCGGUAGUGCAGAUGGUGAUGGGCAUUUUAGUGAAACUGAAAAUAUGGGUUACAACUUGAUAAAUGCUGUCCAAGUACCAAACGCUAAAAGCGAUGGAGGUCACAAAGCUAUGGAUAAAAUGUCUGCAGCAGCAGCGGCGGCAGCAGCAGCAUCAACUCCUCCUCCCGUCCAGGAGAAACGUAAUGCUAAACGUCCCAAUUCGGGUCGUCAACAGGGCAAUGGCAAUAUUAAAUGUAAUGGUAAAAUUAAUCAACGGCAACACGCUCAAGCUCAACAUCAAUAUUAUCAUGCUGGUGGCGGCGGCAGUGGUGGUUCUGGUGCCGAAAGUGGCAGUGAUUCGGAUAGCGUCAAGAUACCAAUGAAGGUAUCUAGCAUGGGGGCUGGUAUUUUAAUGCCAUUGCGUGAAAGAACCUUUAGCAAUGGCGCUGCAGAUUUACAGCCUGAACGUCGUCAACGUCUCAAUACGGCGCCCGGUAUGCGUGCUAGCAAUUCUGGCAAUUCAACAGCAUCCAUGACCUUUGGCGGCAACAAGAGACCAUAUAAUAAUAUUUUGGGUUCUACAAUAUCGCACAUUACCGAUGAUAGCAGCACGGAAAGUUUAACACCCGGCUCAUUUAGUAAUCGCGGCAGUAUAACCAAAUCGGUGCAAAUCAAUGAUGCUAAAGAUUUGCGUUUAAUGGGUUCGCAGGCCCACAAACAGCAUCAGUACAAAGAUGAGAGAGUAGUUUUAGUAUCGCGUAAGGUACCAUUUUUCAUAUUUUCGGCAUUGCCAUAUUACAAGGGGAAAAAUGGAAGAGCUGAAUUACGCAAGGAGGGCAGACGCCGCAACACCUCGGCCUCCCGGCCAUUGUCGGCCAUCAAUGAUGCCCCAUUUGAUCCAUUCGAUUUGCUGGGCAUUGAAAGAGGUGAAAGUGGUCAGGACAUUUCCUAUGGCCAUCUCUUGAUACCCUCCCGUCAAUUCUCCAAGGAGGGCAAAAAACACGGUGCCGGCAACACCUCAUUGCUGGAAAGUCAAAUGGAAAUUACCGGCACUGCAGCAUUGAAAAAUCACGGCAUUGCUAGGACUAAAUUAAUGACACGACAUGAAGGAAAAUGGUGUUUCACAUAUGACAACAAUAAUCGCAAUAAUACCGCCAGCCCAUCGCCAGAUGUAAAAAUCGAUUUUGAUGAAUCAUUGGAUGGUAGCCGUUGUUCACAACUCCAACAAUAUUCGGCAAAUAUUUUAGAUGAUCCCGAAUUAAUUGCCGGCAAGCAUCGUACCCUAUUAACCUUUACAUCGUACAUGACAUCCGUUAUUGAUUAUGUACGACCAUCGGAUUUGAAAAAGGAGCUCAACGAUAAAUUCCGUGAGAAAUUUCCGCAUAUACAACUGACCCUAAGCAAAUUGAGGAGCAUUAAACGUGAAAUGCGUCGCAUCAAUAAAUUGGAUAGUCGCAUUGACCUGGUAACCAUAUCGCAGGCCUAUGUAUAUUUUGAAAAAUUGAUUUUGGCUAAUUUGAUUAAUAAAUCCAAUCGUAAGCUAUGUGCUGGCGCUUGCCUUUUGCUGAGUGCCAAAAUGAAUGAUGUCAAGGGGGAUUUAUUGAAAAGUUUGAUUGAGAAAACCGAAAACGUUUUCCGUUUAAAUCGCAAAGAAUUAAUUUCUUCCGAAUUUGCCGUCCUAGUUGCAUUGGAAUUUAGCCUCCAUGUACCCAUGCAUGAGAUCUUACCUCAUUAUCAGCGUUUACUCUACGAAUCCUAGAAUUGGCCAAAACGCUUUGCCGAUAAGCGUUUUCUAACGGCCGCCGCAAA
Molecule: messenger RNA, 2488 nt
Organism: Musca vetustissima
Lineage: Eukaryota; Metazoa; Arthropoda; Insecta; Diptera; Muscidae
Product: CDK5 and ABL1 enzyme substrate 1
Exons: 9
Coding region: 12-2438 (808 amino acids)
Biological process (GO): regulation of cell cycle
Source: RefSeq, a predicted model, not a curated record